CGCUCAGUUGCAAGAAACACAAUUUGGUCUUAAAUAACAACAAAACCAGAAACAAAGAUUUUUCGUGCAAUUAGUUCUAGAUCUGAGCGCAGAGUCAGCGAAAGGAUUCGAACUAGACACGUCAGGGCACCAGAAUUUUACUGGUUCCUACAACUAUAAGGGAUUCGAACUCUGGUCGAACAGAAGCGGUGAAAUAUGUCUGGGCAGGGGCAGCGGCUGAACGUGGUGCCGACGGUAACGAUGCUGGGUGUGAUGAAAGCCCGGCUGGUAGGCGCUACGCGAGGGCACACUCUGCUCAAGAAGAAAAGUGAUGCCCUUACCGUCCAGUUCCGUCAAAUCUUGAAGCGCAUCGUUUCAGCGAAAGAAACCAUGGGCGAAACCAUGAAAGCCUCUGCCUUUGCCCUAACCGAAGCCAAAUACGCGGCAGGGGAAAACAUCAAGCAUGUCGUCCUGGAAAACGUGGAGUCCGCAACCGUCAAGGUCCGUGCCCGUCAAGAAAAUGUCGCGGGUGUUAAAUUGCCCAAAUUCGAGUAUUUUACAGAGGAAGGAGCGACGAAGAAUGACUUGACGGGCUUGGCUCGUGGAGGGCAGCAGAUCCAGUCCUGCCGAUCUGCUUAUAUCAAGGCUAUUGAGGUUCUCGUGGAAUUGGCUUCACUUCAGACUUCGUUUUUGACGCUGGACGAGGCCAUCAAGGCGACCAAUCGGAGGGUUAAUGCGCUGGAGAAUGUGGUGAAGCCGAGGCUGGAGAAUACUAUUAAUUAUAUAAAGGGAGAGCUCGAUGAGCUGGAGAGGGAGGACUUCUUUAGGCUGAAGAAGAUUCAGGGGUAUAAGAAGAGGGAGCUUGAGCGGCAGAUGGAAAGUGCCAAGUCCUUUGCGGAGGAUCAGCAGGCUGAGAAUUUUGCGCUGCAGAAGGGGGUUUCCAUGCGGAAGGCACAUGAUAUGCUAUCCAUGGGGACUGAGAAAGACGAGGAUAUCAUUUUCUGAAAUGAUAAUGUGCUCUUUGGGUUCAAAUUUCAGAUACACAUCAGCUAGUCCGUGGGCAAUUAUGUAGAUGUUUGUAUUUAAAGGCUGUUAAGGCUGUGUAAAAGGAUGCAGAGCACUUGAAGCAGGAUUAAUGGAAAGCAUUUGGUAGAUUUAGUAUGACAGUUCAUUAUGUAAUGGUUUCGAGGCUCUGAAAAGGAAGACUACAGGUCACUGGAUAAUGAGCUGUAUAUGCAGGCAAGAGCUAUAUAUGCGGGCAAGAGCAUGAUGUCUGGAGAGUGACUGACAGAUUUCAUACGUCAUUCUUCAGCAUGAGAAUUAUUCUUUUUGUUUGUUUUUUAACUUAGUGUUAGGUAGUCUUAUGCUAUCUUUUUGCUCUUUGCCUUUCUGAAUUAUCUAACAGGGAAGACUGGAGAUUGUUGAUUUUGCAUUUAGAAAUAAAAUGCUAUCCCUUUCAUUUU
Cryptomeria japonica (Japanese cedar) is the source of this 1442-nucleotide messenger RNA. RefSeq names its product V-type proton ATPase subunit D. Gene Ontology annotation, molecular function: proton-transporting ATPase activity, rotational mechanism. The record is from RefSeq and is a predicted model, not a curated record. The transcript is spliced from 2 exons. Gene Ontology annotation, cellular component: vacuolar membrane; proton-transporting V-type ATPase complex. NCBI's taxonomy places the organism in Eukaryota, Viridiplantae, Streptophyta, Pinopsida, Cupressales, Cupressaceae. Bases 196 to 984 code for a protein of 262 amino acids.